Molecule: messenger RNA, 12189 nt
Organism: Columba livia (rock pigeon)
Lineage: Eukaryota; Metazoa; Chordata; Aves; Columbiformes; Columbidae
Exons: 1
Coding region: 2085-10589 (2834 amino acids)
Source: RefSeq, a predicted model, not a curated record
UAACCUCUUUGCAGCCUGUGUGCUUGUCUUCUUGCUGUUUGCUGCCGUGAAGUGGUCUUGUGAUACAUCUCAGCUGAUGCUCGCUGUUUGCCCUUGGCUCCGUUUCAGUUCUGUGUUAGUUUAACACUAGGCUGAUGUUGUCAUCUUUUUCUUCUCUCAGGUGAUGGACUUCUUGUCAUUGCUUUAUUUCUAGUAAAAUGAAUGCUUUGUACAAUAACAUAGGAAACAUGGGGGGAGAUCAAUUAGGAGGAAAAGUAAUUUCCUUUAUGCCUAAAUUAGUCAAUUGUUGGUUCAACAUUUACAGUUAAUGGCUCUUCAGGCAUUCAUGUAGCUCCCAUUUCUUUCAGCUGAGAUUUGGAAGGGCUUGAUCCGGUAGCUAUGGUGGCCCUGGGAGUCUUUUAAAUUCCAUUAGCUUUUUUAAGAAAAUAAUUUCAAUUACCAACUUAAAAUGGCAAUCAAGAAAUGUAGUAAGUGUUCUAAACUGUGUAAAGCAGGGCUCACUUAAAGUAAUGAGUAUCUUUCCAAUUAGUGUAAGUUAGCUAAUACUGGUGGAAGUGAAACGCUAAAGCAGCAGCAGUGAAGACGCAAUGACCUGUUUCUCUCUCAGGGCUCUCCAGUCGGUGUCCUACACUGGGGUGCCCCAGGCAGCUCUCAAGGUGUAGACUCUUGCAUUAGCAGUAUCCGUACAAUGCCCACAUGCCCUUUGCCUUUUCCCUUCUCUUGCCCUGCUAUUAUUUGGCCAGGGCACGCGUGCCCUCAUGCGCCUUAGUUUUCAACAGUGAAUGAUGUGGGGCAAAGCUGCAGUGCAUCUUUCAGAUGAGCAUUUUGAUUUUAUUUUUUUUAACAUCCAGAUUUUAUUUGUUUAUUUUUAUGUUGGCUGGCAGGAAUUGUUUGUUUUGUGAGAUUUAGAUAAAGAGGAAACUUACCUGCUGAUAGCCUUCACGUUGUUGAGCAAUUGAGUUAAUCCUUCUGAUAAAGGGCUGAUAAUUAAUCCCAAAAUGCCGAGGAUCAUUUUCUUGGGUUUCUAGGAAGCUUCAGAUUGUUUGAUAGCAAAACGCUAGCUGCUUUAGUCCAUUCUCCCACAAUGGACAAGGUAUAGGUUGCUGGAUCUGUUUAGAUGCAUUAUAAAUGAGAAGUACAGAUCCUGAGAAGCAUCUGAGGUUUAUGAUGGGCUGAUAUCCACCACCAGUGUCUUGUUCUGCCUUCUGAUCUAGUAACAGCUCCGAGGAUCUUCAUUUUGUGUUGGUAAGAGCCUCAUGAGGGCAGUAGCUGCAGUGGGGGCAGAAGAGUAGCCAGAACUCCUCGUGUUGCUGCUGUGCACAGUUUGCAUUUUGUCCCCUUUCUCCACGCCCCUGGGGUCCAAUGGCUCCCGAGGCUUUUUGUGCAGCCCCUGCUCUGCUGCCACCCUUGGGAGAAACAGAGUGCCUGUGUGCCUCAUGAAUACUGCUAGAACAACGUCUGCAGCCUGGAGCGACUGACAUGCACGUGCAGUACGGUGGGACAGGGUGCGUGGGCACCGUGCCUCGAAGUAGUCCUGUUACUGUAAUAAGUGACUUCUUCCGCAUGCCUAAAAAAGCAACAGCAGACUACUGGUACAGCCAAGGCUGUGUGCCCUCCCUCGAUCACGAAAAGCUAUUCUCCUUCAAACAGGCAUUUCUAAGUUUUGUGCAGCUGUAACAGGUGGAAUAUCAUAACCCAUGCUGCUUUUUUUGACUGUUUGAUUGAAGUGUAAAGGUAGCAGACUGGCAGGUUUUCAGUUUUGUUAUCUCUGGAUUUUCCCCAUUUUAAUUUGCCUUUAUUUAAUGCACUUUUUUUCAUUACUGUUUUUUCUGUCCUUUUCAGAGUUUUUUUAAAAAACUCUUAUUUUCCUCUUCCUAUUUUUUUUUUCUUGCCUCUCUUCCUUUCCUACCCCUUUUAUUUCUCUUCUUAGACAAGGAUCUCUAGGUAGAAAUGAAAGAGUCAGGAUCAUUCCAUUUAACUCUGAAGACGGAGAAGAAGAACAGAAGAGUGACUAUGAAGAGCUAGGAAAACAGCUAAUAGAGGAAUUCUUAGAAAAGAGCCAUAAAAAUAGAAGUCGGCAGGAAAUGAACAUAAAGAAGAAGGAAACUCUCUCAAAAAGAGAAAAUUUAAAUCAUGUUGAAAGAUCAAGGUGCUGCCAAAACGUAUGUGUUGAGUCAGGGUCUGUAAAUGUCCCCAGAUAUCCUCAGGAAUACGAUACAAUAGACAGGAGAAGGAAAAAGAAGCUGCGGCACAAUUUUGAAGAGAGUGAACGAAUAAUCCUGCACAGUAAUAGGGGUCUGCAGUUUCCUGGGGAGAAAUCGGUUUAUUUCAAUGGUUUGACAAGUACUUCUGAACUUAAUGAUGAUUUCCCAGUAUAUGAUAGAACUGGAAAAUAUACCAGUAGCUCUGAAAAUAAGGAGCGGUUACCUGCUUAUCCUGUCCUGCGUCCAUAUAAAAAUGGCUUAAUGGUUAAAAGUGGGAAGUUGCCCACCAAGCCGAGAGUGAACCAUGAAGGCUCACUUCACCUCAGUAACAGUGAAGACAUGAAACUUAUAGGGAUGCCAGAUAACACUUUUCUGCCUGUGGAUAUCCUUGAGGAAUUUGACAGCAGUGCUUCUGAUGAGUUCCAGUACUCGCCAGUUUCAGACGAAGAGGUGGAGGAGCUGGCUACGCUUUCAGAAACGUGGAAUGAUUCUGACAUCAGCCAUUUGAGAAACUUCGCUGUUAAUUACCCUGCAAAUCUGGGCUCCCAGUUAAAGGCUAGCUGUGAUAACAAACACAAGGCUAAAGGGAGCAAGCAUGGUCAUCCUGUGCAAGACUUAGCACUGUCUCCUGUUGAAGAACCCAGCGAGGAGUACAUAGACACGAUGGAUGAACUUCAGUGUCUCGUAGAAUCAGUUUCAGAAUACUUGGCUGAAAAGGAGGAAGAAAUCAACAAAUUUGGUGCAUUGCCAGAGACUAGAAAAAAUGUUGAGAGCAUGUCACCAAAGCAGGGAAGUGCUGGUAAUUCAGUAGAAAGCAGGAAGCCUGAACAGACCAAACCUCCUGCUGCAGAGGAGAGUACCAAGGGAAAAUCUGAAUCUCUCCCAGACCUGUCAGGUGUGAAGAAUACGGUGAAUUCCCUGUUCAGCUCCUUCACUGAAAAGGUGGGGUCAAGCACAAAGCAGCUCACAGCCUCUGUUGAAAAGCUUGUUUCUUCCACUCCAGAGAAGACAGAAACCAGAAACCCAUCAGAAAGUGGAAUCUCAAAUUUGUUGUCUAGUAAGACCAAAAAUGAGAGUUCAUCUUCUGGUGUGAUGACAGACAAUAAAGGUGAUGCCAAGUUCUCUCUUCACUCUCUGCUACCAUCCCAGGUGAGUGGUGAUAAAAGAGCGCAGAACAUAAGCUCCAACAAGCCAGAAACCACUGAGAUGGACAGUAAGGCUUCUGUACCGCAUCAUCUGCAGCAAUCACAAGGAACUACUGCCAGCAGCCAGCAGAACCAACAUUCGGUUGUGAAUUCUGUUCUAGGCAUGUUUAAUCCUUUAAAGAUCUUCUCUGAGAAGGAAGAGCCAAAACAAGAAGUCAUAAAAGAGCAGCACACCAAGGGGGACAGUCACGCUGUGAAAGCUGAUGAGGCAAACAGAAGCGAGAGGCCAUCUGGGCAAGCAGCAGCUAGGACCAGCAGCGCUGUUCCAGAGGUGCGGACAAGUGAGUCCAGAAGCGAGGCAGAGGUGAAUGCAAACAGCACUUCUGUGUCUUCCAUCUUUGGCAAGCUCACAAGCUCAGUCAGUUCCUUCAGUCUGAAAGCCAAUUUCGAUGGUCUCCUGGCUCCCAGGCAGCAGGAUGUGCCACAGAAGCAGUCAGAUGCCGCUGUGAAACAGGGUGUCCCCGCUGCCAGGGAGCAGCCUUCUGCAAGUCGUGCAGGGGACCAGCAUAACGCAGGUCGUGGGCUGGAAAACAAGCAAAACAAAGGCAAUGAGGAACUUAAUUCGCAGCCUCAAGAUCAAGGUACAGCAUCUGGAAGCUUUUUCAGUCCACUCAAAAAGUCUUUUAGUCAGUUGUUGCUUCCUUCUGCUGAACACGGGCAGAAAGAAGGUACAUCAGGGCAUUUUAAAGGCCAUAAGUCUGAGGAGGAUGUAAGACAAAACAGUUCAUCAAAUGAAGAACACUCAUUUCCUUUCACUGGAAAACUUCCUUUUUUCAGUGGGUUGGGUUUUUCAGAAAAACAGGAACAUGCGAACGAGAAAGGAGGCUUUAUUCCUUCAUUAUUUAAAUUUUCUUCUGCAGAAAAUCUAGCACCUUCACAGGACCAAAGAAUUAAUCAGAGUUCUAGAGGCACUUCUUUGCUUAAAGACAGAAACAGUAAUUCAGAAAAUGCCACUUCAUUAAAAUCUAGCUCUGUUCCAAAUUUAUCAGAUGAUAAGGUGGAACUUGUACAAACAAAAAACAUGAAUAAAGAAAACCUAUCUAGUGCCCAAGUAAACAUAAAAAACCACAAGGAGAGUGACUCUGCUACAUUUAGGGCUGCAGGAGAGCAGCAGAGAACUAAGGGUACUCAGGAAGAACCUAGAAAUGCAGAAGGAGGAUUGACAAGAGAAGGACUAAAUGCACCAGACUUGAAUAACAGCUCAGCUGAAGCCAUCUCUUCAGCCAGAGGGCCAGAAGCUGCAGGUGCCGAUGAUUUGCAGAAGAAGCACACACCAGGUUUUCUUUCCGGAAUUCUUCGCGUUUCUCCUAAUGAAAACACAGCAAAUAAUCAAGACCUGACUGCUAAAAGCGAGCGUGAUGGCCAGAAAAGCACUUCUCCUGGAUUAUUUUCUGGCUUAUUUAAAUUUGCUUCGAAUGAAAACUUGUCUGAAAGUAAGCAAGAGAAAGUGAAAACAAACUCUCUAGGCUUCAGGAAGCUGUUUGAUAGAGGUGAGGAUUCUAGCUCGGAGGCAAAACCCAGCAACUCGGGAAUGGCUUCUGACACUCAGAGCAGCACUGGAGAAAAGCAGGAAUCUUCCAGCUUCUUAAAAAAUCUCCUGCCUAAACCAAAGGAGAAAUUGGAUAAUGUGAAAACAAUGGAAUCUUCCAAAACUACUGACCACCUGUCCAAUGCAAACGUAAAUAAAAUAGCUGAGCGCCAUGUUUCCUAUUGUGGGCAUCCUGAUGCUCUAAAUCUUCAAGACAAGGUACAGGACUUAUCUGGAAAGCCUAUAAAUAGUAGGCAUAUCCCUUACCAGAAUGCGGAAUCUAGAGUUUUUCCAACCCUUUUAAACAAAGGGUCAAAUGAAUUUCUCAAUCUAACUAAUAAAAGCUAUAACCUUACAGAGAAGUAUGCAGCUUAUCAGGAAACAAGAAGCCAUUCCAGCUUUGAAUGGGAAUAUGAAGUGGAGGAACUGGCUGCCCCUCAGGAAAUAGCAGUACCAGUUUACUACGUGUUAAACCAGAACUCUGUUCUGCCCCCUCAGUUCUUGGACUGGCCUGAAAAUGAUACGGUAGUGAAUCUCUGUAAAAAGGAUGGAAAUGCAAAUGUGAUGGAUUGGCAGACUAAUGCCAAUUUCGAUGGGCAGAGUUUGGAUUUAAGUGUGAUGUCAUAUGAAUCAUUUGACCAGUUAAUGUCUCAAGAUGUUUGUUCAGAAGAAAAUGAUGCAUGGACGGCUAAUUCUCUCAAUGAAAGUUAUAGUAAGUUGCCACCAUUUGAAAGAGAUGGCAGUUACUCAUUAGAAGAGUUGCCCAUGGAUUUAAGCUACUCCUCUGGCUGUGAUGGAACUAUGUGGACUCUAAUUGACCAAGAGACUUUAAGUAUGGAUGAGAGCUUUGUGUACUCAUCCUAUAGCCAGGAGUAUCAGGAGUGGCUAAUGAUGCUUGAGCAGGGUGUAUGGUGGCCAUCAGAAGAUGGUGAUUGUGGAUACUACAUGUACAGUGACAGCCAGUUUGUGUACUCGCUGCUCACCGAUCCCACUGGACAGUAUGUCUACGUGUGUGCUCCUGAAACAUAUUCCUACCCAGGCUGCUGGGAUUAUAAUUUUCAGAUGGAUUCCAUCCCAAGAGCUGUACUAGAAGACAACACAAUUGCUGUUUGUGGUUUUAAAGUCCCUCUUGGCAGUGAAGAUGAGCUGUUUUGGUUUGCUGAGGAAGAGUCUUUAGAAGAUUAUACAACAAAUAAACCUCUGGAUUUGUCAGUAGCUUUGCAGAGGAGUGAUCAGCUAAUGAAUAUGAAUUUGGAGACUUUUUCACAAAUGUUUGAAGAGUCUAUUUAUUAUCAGAGAGAGGAGCCAUUAGAUUUCUCAGGUUAUAAACUUCAAAAACUCAAAGUAGAUUUUAGACCUGAGAAGGAAACCCUGAAUUAUUCAGAGGAGUCUCCACUAACCCUUGAUCUCAGAACCCAUUCCAGAACAGCUUUCAGUAAAUCUCUGAGUAAAGAAGUCCACACCAAGGAAGGGGAUAAGGCUGUCCCCGUGACAACUACUGGGAGUGGGUCAUCAGGAUUCUUUGGUUUCCAUCUGUUUCAAUCUACUCCUAAAGCUGAAGAAACUGUGGCAUCUACUGAAAAAGUAACAGAAGCAAAAAAGACCGAGGAGGAUAAGAAGACACCAGUGAACAAAGUUAGCUCUUUAUUUUCUGCUUUGGGUGGACUAAUUGGAAAGUCUUCAGGUCCUGACCCUGAGACAUCAGAAGAUUCUGCCUUGAAAAGAACAGAUGCGCAGUCGAAGUCACCUGAAAACAGAACUGAUAUUUUCUCUCUUGCACCAAAUAGAAAAUCAGAUGAGGCACGAACAGGACAAAAGUUUCCUGUUAUGUCAGAACCGAGAAGAAAUACUUCAUCAGAACUUAAUUUGGAGGCUGCUAGAAAUGAAAAGCCAGAAUUAAAUCAGAAUGAAAACAUCCGUGCUAAAAAAACAGGACUAACAAAAUCUCCUUCUCAACUGAGGGAAACUCCAGAUGGCAGACCCAAGCGAGAAGACAGACCUGUUAAAGCAACACCACCUUCCAAGCAUAUUGAAGGGCAUGCAAGUAUUAGUGAACCAAGGCAGUCACAGCCAAAUCAGAGCCACCCAGCCACUGAGCCUGAGGAGACACUAUUUAAAAGUGCUCUGAAAUUGUUCAGUCUUGGAGAAGAUUCUCCUGCAGGCUCAACUGCCAACAAAACCCAAGCUUCUGGGUUUUUCGAUUUCUUUAAAACCCAAGUAAGCAAAGCGCCGCAGCCAUCGCCGGAUUUGCAAAAAAGUCAAAGUGAUAAACCAGAAAAGGUGACACAGCCGGAACGUAAGGAAACCUCCAGCAUCUCGUCGUUAUUUGGAUCCCUUGGAGAUAUCUUCAAAGUGGAGGCUGUGUCUUCUCAGCCAACCCCAAGUACUACGACUCUGCCAAAAACCAAUAGCAGAACUGUGGCCGAGUCGAGACAACAAACUGAGAAGUCGGGGAGUCUCCAGAGUGCCAGUAUGCCAUGUCUGUCCUCCACCCCCAAGGAAGGGCUGCGAACAGAAGGCAUGGACAGGCCUGUCUCUCCUAGCCCUGUGGUACAAAUGGAACAACGAAGAGGUAAAGCUGAGGAGUCUCCUGAGAGUCAAAAAGUGCAUCCUGCAAGUGUUUUGCAGAAGCCAAUAGGUCCCAAAACAAGCCAACCGAGUCCAUCAGCUGUGCAGCAAAGCAGCGUACCCAUGGCUGCACCAAAGCAACAAGGAGGAAAUCGUUCAGGAGGCACAGUUCAUCAGGAAAAGCCAAAGCCAGACCAGGCACCUAAAGAGUCAGGUUUUGGUUUGCCAUUCAGCUUUUCUGGUAUCACUGCUUCGAAAUCCCAGCCAGCACAGCCGGCCAGUAAGAGCUUAUUCUCCUUCUUCACGGGGUCAGAGGAACCAAAGCCUGCAGCACCUGCUGCUGCUCCUGCGGGUGGGAAGCAGCAAGAAACAGAGGGGCUGUUUCAUCUGCCCUCGUUCUUCUCCAGCGGCCCAACUGCUGAGAAGAGUGUACCUCAAAGAAGUACUAGCUUCAGCUUCUUCAAUUUGACAUCAUUUUUGGAUGAAAAGCCACAAACUGCUCCAGGACAGGAGAACAAUACAAAACCAGCUAAACCAGUGAACUCUAAGCCAUAUGUGAAGCAAAAUAUUUCUACUGACUCUGGUGUCAAAAUUAGCAGUUCUGCCAGGCAACAGGAUGCAGACAAUAAAAAAGAAGUUGAUGAUAUUAUUGCAGCAGUGACUGGCAAACAGAUGUCGAAUAACCUCACAAUCCCAGAAAAUAAAUCAGAAAUGCUGGCAGAGGAAAACGUAGGAGGUGUUGCUGAGGUAGCUAAAGAGAAUGACUUAGAGAAGCUUCCACAGGCUGAUGAUGUUGCAGGAGCCAGUUUGUCUGCUGCUGAUCCUUGCCUUCAGACUCCCAGUGCGCAGGAGGGUUCUCAGGGCCAACAGACUCUUUCCUUAGGGGCAGAAGAAGAUGCUUUGGAUAGCACAGGGAAAAUGGACAGUGUUGCAUUUCCUACUGAUAAAGAAGAGUCCUAUUCUUCAAAAGGACAACCUUCCGAAAAGAAAGAUGAUAGCAUGGCCUUGGGUGAUAAAAUGGAUUCCCAGGGUCUAAGUGACUUAAAUAUUGUGAGUGACAUAAAAAAUGAAGCAGUGUCUGAAGAAGUACGUGUACAACGUGAGUUACCAGAACGUAAAUUACCUGAACAAACUCCUGGUGACAGGUUACAACACGCACAAGAGCUACACACUCCCUCUAAUAUGCCAGAGGCAUCUAAUUUGCAAAACAAACCUAAGGAAUCUGAGGGUGAUAAAUCGGUGCUGGAUUCUUCAGUUGAAAUGUUUUCAAGUUUCAUGACAAAAAUGAAACCACCCAAAACGUUAUCUGGUUUCUUUUCCCAACCUCAAGCUACUGCACCUCCUCCUGCACAGAAGAAAAGCUCCUCUUUCUUUGGUUUCUCAUCCCUUCCCAGUGGCCCAGCCCCAGCUUUCACAAGUGAUCUCUUUGGUAUCUUCAAAGGCCCAAAAGAACCUCCAAAAGAGAUGCCUCCAAAAUCCACCCCUAAGCCCCAAAGCACUAGUGUGAAAGAUGUCACUGGGUCUGUUCCAGCAAAAGACACUAGGGAGACAGAAAAUACUGCUGCAGCCAGAGAGUCUAAGAGAGACAUCACAAGCUCUCUGAAGGCAGAUAUAGUACCUGUUUCAGCAGCAGAGAACUCCGUAGAAGAGUCUUCUAUGAAAACAGAAACUGAGGAAAAUAGGAACUCUGAAACCUGUAAAGAGGAACCCUUGAGUAUCACUCCAGAAACAGCAGUCUCUAGUGAAAAUCAGGCCCUCAAGGUUCUGCAGUUGGGUAAUGAUGCGCAGCCCUCGGAGAUGGUGGACGCAAAGCUGCCCCAGUCUGAUUUCAGUAAUGCAGUUGAUACGGUGCAGGCUGAGGCCACUGGCCCGGCUGAUGUAAAUACUCACCAACUAGAUGUAGGGUCUCCACAUGUGACAGAAGAACAAGCUGCUUCUACAGACAAGGCAGAUGUUGUCAUCCUUCAUACUGGCUCUACUGAUGGGCCUGAGCUGGAAAAGGAAGCCCCAAGUAAUGAGGCAGAUGCAAACCUUUCCCAGUUGCAGGAGAGUGCUAUGCUUGAAUCAGAGCCUGCUGUUACAGGGGGUCAGGCCAGUGCUGGUAUUGAUCAGCAGGACGUGGUCAGUAGCAAUGCUAGAGAACCCACAGCUCCAGCUGAUGAGCCCCACGUUCAUCUGCCGCAGCUGAAUGGAGAGAAGACAAGUGAGGUGGAACAGCAAACUGUUGAACAGGAGAAACAGUUCGUGAUUGAUGAAGUGCCUGCAGAAGGGUUUGCUUCCAAAUGUGACCUGAAGAAACAGGAUAAACCUACUAAUGUUCCCUCAGAUGCAAACAGCAGUAAAACAGUCUUUGAAAUACCAAACAUGCCCAGUUUGCCAAAAUUCAGCUUUAUGUCAUCUGCUGAUAGUGGAAAGCCAUUUGGGUCAUUCUUCUCUCAGCAGCCACCUUCUGUUAAUAAAGCAGGGGCUGAUCAGGGCCUCAUGUCCAGCUUUAAGAAGCUUUCUUCAACUUUAUUUGAAGGAGGUAGUGAAGAAAAGGUGAGUAAGCCAGAGAGUGCCCAAGGAGCAGUAUUUGGCAAAAAGCUAGAUUUCUCCUUUCCCUGGCAAAAAGACAACAGGGAGACCUCUGCCAAAAAGGAACCACAUGUACCACCACAGGCUUUGUCAAAACCAGAUGACAAGGUGUUAGGAACAGUCAGUUCAGAUGCAAACUCAAAGUCUGCAGUCUCAGAUCAACUGACUGACGCAAAUAUAGAAGUAAACUUGUCUUCAAAGCAGCCUGACACUGUACACAAUGAACUUUCUGAAGAACCAUCUGGUGCAAGCGCUGUUGAUCAUACAUCCAACAAAGAGCUGGGAGAGAAGUUGGGUAAAGAGUCAGAAGAUCAACAACAGAACGUGAUUUCAGGUGAACUGCAGAAAGAAGAUCAUGCAGAAGAGCAUGCAGCAGACAAGCCUGAACUGAAAGAAGCUGAGCUUGAUUCUGCUCUUGAUGGAGCAGUGCUUCAUCCUGGGACACAGGCUGCAGAGCUGAAUAGCGUGGAACAGCUGAAUGAGAAAAGGCUAGUCACAAAUGAGGCAUAAUAAAUGGUUUCAAGGUUCUGACCAUUUAUAAUGCAGUACUGCAGCAGUAGAUAUUGGCCUUGGUGUCUGAUGUUAGUAGCUCAGUCCCAUCCCCUGUUUGUUGUCAAGUGAUUGUAGUAUUACUGAUAGUUGUCACAGAGGAUGUGGCAAACUGCAGCCACUAGUUAUGCACAAGCCUUUAGGUGAUUUUCUCACCUCUUUCCACUCUUUCUUCUGUGAGUGUAAUUGGAUUUCCCAUGUUCUUAUACUGUGUCCCGCUAAAUGAGAUGCUUUUAAUGCUAAUUUCAUUAGCCUUUCAGAAGUUAUACUCUUUGUGUGUUAAUUCUACUGCAUACCAUUCACUUUGCUUUCUUGUUUAGUGAUAAUGAUGUUGCAUUUGCUAAGAAAAAAGUAGGAGUAGAUAGAAUGUAUGGGAAGGAAUGAGCAUUUUGUUUUCAAAAUGCGAGGUAAAGGCUUUUAAUUUUAGAGAGAAAUUUAACCAACUGCCAAUGUAUAAUAAAACUAAUUAGAUUCAUUUCACAUUACUGAAGGUUUUAAAAUGUUUUCAGAGACACCAGUGAAGGUAUUCUAUCAUCAUACUUGCUUUUCCUAAAAUCUGUGCAAAGGUUAUUUCAUGCAGUUAGGAAAGCCACUAAAGGGAAGGUAUCAGUAUUUCACGGGUGUGUAUUCAGUCCUGUGCACAAAUUAUGUUACAAUUGCCCUCAAAAAUCAAAACAGAGGCUCACUGCACUUAAACAUCUGUGUGAUGUAAGUGAAACUUGUGCCUCUGAUCAAACAGUUGUAACGCUGCACUUCUGAAACUUCCUAUCUGGCUUCAAAUUGUCCUAAGAGUGGCAGAGAAACAUUAGUGCUGCUUAGUUCUCGGCAGUAGCUGUCCUGACUGCAUGAGAAAUUUCCAUCCGCCGUAUUCUGUGUGAGGAUUCUGGGAAUUCAGUCCUGGAAGUUGUGUCUUGAAUCACAGAGAUCUCACCCCUGUGGUGUUAAUUUUUUAUAUAAAUUUAAUUCUGGGAAUAUCUCUCUUGAAAUGAGACAUGCGGCUUCUAUUUGGACAAUGGCUCUACUUUUGCAAAAGGUUUUAAGUUGAUAGUCUUGGAAACCUUAAUCUUGACUCCAAUGUAUUUUAUCACAAAUGUAUAAUAUAUAUAAAAGUAAUGUUGAGUUAAUGGUACUUCUUAACAACAGUCAGCUUAAGUGGUCAUUGUAAAGAGCUUAGCUGCAGUGGAACUGCAGAAUACAGAAACACUUCCACGCUGAAUUGCUAUGUUUCCAUUCUUAUUUCUGUCUGGUCAUUAGAAUAUCCUCACUGGCGGUUUCUGGCUGGUGUAAGGUGAAUAAGUAGCCAGCUGAUGCAAGAAAGACCUUCAGCAUAUAUGUUCUAUGUCCUGGUAGGCUGCAAGUGAAGUACUUCUACUGCCUACCAAAGUUUUGAGCUUUGGAACCCUAGAUCUAGUUCAGGCAGCAUAAUAGUUAAAUACGUCUUCAUAACAUGUCUUUUCAAUAAUAUUUAGUGUUCCUCUCAGCUUGCUAGAUGUGCAGAUUGCUUUGUGUUUCUCCAGGCCACCGUUUCUUUUUUUUUUUCUCUAAUGGGCUUUCUUGUUCU